Molecule: messenger RNA, 468 nt
Organism: Oreochromis aureus
Lineage: Eukaryota; Metazoa; Chordata; Actinopteri; Cichliformes; Cichlidae
Product: malonyl-CoA-acyl carrier protein transacylase, mitochondrial-like
Exons: 3
Coding region: 106-468 (120 amino acids)
Source: RefSeq, a predicted model, not a curated record
AACUUCCAGCUGCUGCUGUGUCAGCUCCAGCUCCCUGAUCCUCUUCUUCUGUUGUUCAGCCUCCUUUUCCUUCACCUGCAUCUCAGCCUGGUGCGAGCGGAGACUAUGCAGAAGGCCUCAGAACUGGUUCCCAGUGGGAUGCUGUCAGUCAUUGGUAGACCUCAGGAUCAGUAUAAUUAUGCCUGUCUGCAGGCAAAAGAGCACUGCAAGAGUCUGGGGAUGGAGAAUCCUGUGUGCUCUGUGGCCAACUACCUGUUUCCAGAUGGCAGGGUUAUUGCAGGGCACCAGCAGGCUCUGGAUUUCCUCCAGGAAAACUCUCGGCGCCUAAAGUUCAUGCGGACCAAAACUCUCCCAGUCAGUGGUGCGUUCCAUACUGAGCUGAUGGCAUCGGCUACUGAACCCCUCAGAGAGGUGCUCCGGCAGGUGGAGAGUGACGGAAAGUCUUCCUUCACCAUGAACUCAAACUGA